Molecule: messenger RNA, 2367 nt
Organism: Cuculus canorus (common cuckoo)
Lineage: Eukaryota; Metazoa; Chordata; Aves; Cuculiformes; Cuculidae
Gene: MMP11
Product: matrix metallopeptidase 11
Exons: 8
Coding region: 56-1528 (490 amino acids)
Biological process (GO): proteolysis; extracellular matrix organization; collagen catabolic process
Cellular component (GO): extracellular matrix
Molecular function (GO): metalloendopeptidase activity; zinc ion binding
Source: RefSeq, a predicted model, not a curated record
GGGGGGGAUAAAAGACUCGGCGGGACCCCCCCUCCGCCCCGUGCCCGGUGCCGGCAUGGCCCGCCCGCCGCUGCCCGCCGCCGCCCUGCUGGCCGCCGCCCUGCUGCGCUGCGCGCCCGCCGCGCCCGCCCGCCCGCCCGGCCCGGAUGUGUCUCGAAAGCAGCACACCUGGAAGGAGCAGAGUCCUUGGCUGUCUUCCUUGGUGAACACCGUGGGGACCGGCGUGCCUGCUAAGGGCUUCCAUGUGGGUGCAGACGAGCAGGCAGCACGCUGGAACCCACCCCGGUGCGGCGUGCCGGACCUCCCGGUGUUGCCAGAUGGCCAGAAUGGGCGGAACCGGCAGAAGCGGUUUGUCCUCUCUGGCGGACGCUGGGACAAGACCGAUCUCACCUACAAAAUUAUCAGGUUCCCAUGGCAACUUGUAAAAGCUAAAGUGAGAAGGACCAUCAAGGAAGCUUUGAAAGUCUGGAGUGACGUGACCCCACUGACCUUCACGGAGGUGCAGGAUGGACGAGCUGACAUCGUCAUCGAUUUCACAAGGUACUGGCAUGGAGAUAACUUGCCUUUUGAUGGACCUGGAGGGAUCCUGGCACACGCGUUCUUCCCCAAGACACACCGGGAGGGAGAUGUCCAUUUUGACUAUGAUGAGACCUGGACGAUUGGGAACAACCUGGGCACUGACCUCCUCCAAGUGGCUGCUCAUGAGUUUGGCCACGUCCUGGGCCUGCAGCACACAGCUGUCUCCAAGUCACUGAUGUCUCCUUUCUACAUCUUCCGCUACCCACUUAGUCUGAGUGAAGAUGACAAGCAAGGUAUCCAGUACCUCUAUGGAAAACCUAAACUGGAUCCUGACCCGACCACAGCUCAGCCAGCAGAGCUGCCCCAGCCAGACCUUGAAACAAAUGAGAUCACCAACGUGGAGUCUGUGCAGCCCGACGCCUGUGACACAGAUUUUGAUGCUGCCUCCACCAUCCGAGGGGAGCUGUUCUUCUUCAAGUCUGGCUAUGUGUGGCGGCUCCGAGCCGGAAAGCUGCAGGAUGGCUACCCAGCUCUGGCCUCCCGCCACUGGCAGGGGAUCCCCAGCUCUGUCGAUGCCACCUUUGAAGACCCUCUGGGCAAUAUCUGGUUUUUCCAAGAUUCUCAGUACUGGAUUUAUGAUGGCGAGAGACGGGUAUCUGGUCCCACACCGACUGUGGAACUGGGCCUUCCUGCAUCCCCUGUGCAGGCAGCUCUGGUGUGGGGGGCUGAGAAGAACAGGAUCUACAUAUUCAGUGGAGGCAACUACUGGCGCUUCAACCCUCACACCCGCCAGGUGGACAACAUCUACCCCCGCACAAUGGCCGACUGGCGCGGCGUCCCUCAGGAGAUCGACGCGGCUUUUCAGGAUGGGUUUGGUUUUGCCUAUUUUCUGAGAGGCCGAGAUUACUGGAAGUUCGAUCCGGUCCAGGUGAAAGUGCUGGAGGGCUACCCGCGCCAGAUCAGCCAGGACUUCUUCAGCUGUACAUCCUCCUCCAACUCCUUCAGAUGAAGGGGAUGACUGUCCUCCGUGCUCCCCUUUCAUCACCAUUACCUCCAGCAGCCACACAGAGGGUUCCCUCUGCCAUUCCCAGCUUCCUUCCAGGCUCAGUGUCUGGCACAACAGGCAUCCGGCACAACAAGCAAUCAAGUUUUCUCCACUCCAGUUCCAGCAGCCUCAGCUUCAGUUGCCUCAAUAUAAAAACAUCCGUGCUGUUCUUUGCAGGCAAGAGCAGCCACUAAACCUAUGAGGUGGCCACACUCUUCCAGCCAAAAGCCAUGGAGCCAGCCUGGAACACGAUCGUGCUCUCCUAAUUCACCUGGACCCCAUCGUGUAGAACUGAUCUGGUGGCACUGAUGUUUACAUGGCACACACCAGCAGCCCCCCGCUGCUCCGGAUGCUUCCCGGGAGCAGAGCUUCCCUGCGGCGGGAGUCUCUGGGGUCCCUGACCCGUGCGGACACGUGGCUGCCAGCGCCCACAGCCCUCGUACGCGUUAGAGGCUGGUGCUGCUCCGGACACUGACAAGGGCACCGGGUGCCAGCGCUGGACGCUGCCCCGGACACGGGCCGGGCCCCGUGCGUUCCUCGUGCCGCCCGCACCCUCAGCUGGGGGGUUCGGGGGCGCUGCUGCCCGGGGCCCCCACUCGGCUGCCGUGGGCGAGCCCUGCACCCCCCGCCCAGCACCCGCCACAGCCCGCGCGCCCUCAGCGCCCCCUCCUCAGGUCCCUCUCCUCGCCCCACGCCUCAGAGCCCCCCUCCUCAGCUCCCCUCCUCUCAGCCUCCCCUUCCCCUCCCUCACUGCCCCCCCCUCAGCACCCCUCGCUCCCCCCAGUGCUCCUUCACUCAGCACC